UUGGGCUCUGCGCAUCCGUCCCUCGUCGGAUUGCAAUUCGGUAGGAGGCACUGUGAUGUGGCGAGUGCGGUGACGGGCGGAGGCGGCUUCGAACUGGGUGCGAGCGAGGUGCUGGGCGCGGCGCGGUCGUGGCGCGCGCGUGCGCUGGAUGCAGUAAGAGCGGGCGCGGGCGCGGACGCGGGCACAGUAGCGGGCGCUGGGGCGGCGGGCGCGGGCCCGGGCGGCGCCGUGGCGAUGACGGUGCAGCGCGACGAGCGCGACGCGCGCGCUCCGCGCACACGCUUCAUGAUCACGGACAUCCUCGACGCAGCGCCGAGGGAUCUCAGCGCGCAUCGGGACUCCGACUCCGAUCGUUCAACUACCGACUCACCAGGCGUAAAAGAUGACUCGGACGACGUAUCAAGUAAGAGCUGCGGAGGCGACGCGUCAGGGCUCGCUAAGAAACAAAGAAAAGCGAGAACAGCCUUCACUGACCACCAGCUGCAAACCCUGGAGAAAUCUUUUGAGAGACAGAAGUAUCUUAGCGUGCAAGACCGAAUGGAGCUCGCAGCUAAGCUGGGCCUCACAGAUACUCAAGUCAAGACGUGGUAUCAAAAUAGACGGACGAAAUGGAAACGUCAGACAGCAGUAGGGUUAGAAUUGUUGGCCGAAGCUGGAAAUUACGCGGCGUUCCAACGGUUGUAUGGUGGAUACUGGGCGGGCGUUCCUGCAUAUCCUGCGCAGCCAGCGCCUGCAGCUGCAGACCUGUACUACCGGCAAGCGGCUGCGACCGCAGCAGCCGCUGCCUCAGCCACCGCCGCUAACACGCUUCAGAAACCGUUGCCUUAUCGGUUAUAUCCUGGUGCACCGUUAGCAGGUGUGCCACCUCUUGGGCUAGGAUUGCCCGGUCCUUCGGCUCACCUGGGCUCCCUAGGGGCGCCAGCUUUGGGUGCUUUAGGUUACUAUGCCCAAGCACGACGCUCACCAUCCCCAGAUGUGGACCCAGGUAGUCCUGCGCCACCACCACGAUCCCCUAGGGAACACUCAGUGGAAAGACGCACGGACGACGAAGACGACGAUGAACCUAUACAUGUUUAA
Messenger RNA from Parnassius apollo (apollo), 1077 nucleotides. The record is from the annotation of a GenBank genome assembly. NCBI's taxonomy places the organism in Eukaryota, Metazoa, Arthropoda, Insecta, Lepidoptera, Papilionidae.